Molecule: messenger RNA, 383 nt
Organism: Paramecium sonneborni
Lineage: Eukaryota; Ciliophora; Oligohymenophorea; Peniculida; Parameciidae
Source: the annotation of a GenBank genome assembly
AAAUGAUAAAAAUUGAUUUGAAGCUGAUUGAAGAGAAUGUAAAUUUUAGGUAAAAAAUUAAAAAAAAAAGAACGCAAAAAGAAAAAAUAAGUUAACAAAAAAAUUUAACUAUUUCAAAAAAAGUAACUGAUUUUAGAUUAGCAUAAUAAGCAAAAGAAAAAGCAAAUAAAAUGAGGAAAAGAUAUAAAUACAAUCAUUGAAUAAUGGAUAAUCAAUUAGAAUAAUAAAUUAAUAUAAAAGACUGAUUUGAGUAAGAUAGUGGAACAUAAUUUGAAAAAUCAAUUUUAAACUAUAAUACUUUUAAGUAAAAUAUGGUAGAUGGCAUAUAUUAGAUGAAGUUACUAAGGUUGUAAUAAUAAAUGAGCUAUAUUUUUAAAUAGAAU